Molecule: messenger RNA, 3504 nt
Organism: Habropoda laboriosa
Lineage: Eukaryota; Metazoa; Arthropoda; Insecta; Hymenoptera; Apidae
Product: dynamin-binding protein-like
Biological process (GO): intracellular signal transduction
Cellular component (GO): cytoplasm
Molecular function (GO): guanyl-nucleotide exchange factor activity; protein binding
Source: RefSeq, a predicted model, not a curated record
AUGGAACCGGGAUUGUUGACAAAAGUUUUAUCUGAUUUUUUAACGAUUGUCGAUGGAGAGCUAAGUUUAUGUAAAGGGGAUCACUUUUUGGUAUAUAGUGUCAUAGAUAAACACUGGUGUUAUGGAGAAUCUCAAGGCAAAACAGGAAAAUUUCCUUCGAGUCAUUUACUUAAAGUAGAAAUUCCACCAUUGCAUGAUAUAGAUUCUUUAUACAUUUCAACUGCUGCCUUUCCAGGACAGCAGGAUGGGGAUUUGUCCUUUUCUCAAGGAGAAAUUAUUAUUGGAGUACAAGAUGUUGGAUCUGGAUGGUACUUAGGUCAAAUAGACACUAGAAAGGGUAUUUUUCCUUUAACUCAUGUAUGGCAACUUGACAUUAAAUUAUUGAAGAAAGCUGCAGAGAAGAAAUAUAUCAGGAAAAAAGCUAAAAUAAAAAUUAGUUUAGAAGCUCAACUUGAAGGAGAACUUGAUUUGAUAGAAGGUCAAGUGGUUACUGUUACAGAAACUUUUUGUGAUGGUUGGUGUUACGGAAUAACAGAAAAUGGCAAAGAGGGGACAUUUCCAGAGGCAUUUAUAUCUUAUAUAGAUGAUGAUACAAAUGAGUCAGAUGUAGCAUGUACAAUAGACAAUAAUCCCACUUCUGUAACUAAUAAUGAAAGAACAUAUACAAACAUUGAGGAAACACCUUCUACAAACUUAUCUAUUGAGGAACCUGCACCAAAUUAUUAUGACUUAUUUCCUGAAUUAAAACCAGUUUCUUCUGGAACAGAAAACUCUGAAAAUGCAAGCAACUUCAAUAUCUUAGAUGUAAAACCAUAUGCUAUAACUUUAUAUCCAUUUAAUGCUCAAUUUCCAAAUGAGCUUAGUUUUGAAGCAGGAGAAGUGGUACAUCUCAUUAAACAUAUAGAUUCAGAAUGGAUGGAGGGUACAAUAGAUAAUAAAAAGGGCAUUUUUCCUAUGUCUUAUGUUAACAUUAUAGUAGAUUGUAAUGAAAUUAUUAAUGAACAAAAUUUGAUUAAUCAAGAGACACACAACGUGGAAUAUAAUGAGUUAUUGCCUGGUACUCAAGCAAGAGUGGAGUACACUUUCAAAGCUCAGAUGGAUGGGGAUUUAAAUAUUUAUGAAGGUAAUACAGUUACAGUAAUUAAUAUGGCAAAUGCAGAUUGGGUUAAUGUUGAAGAUCAUUCUGGAAGAACUGGUUUAUGUCCAAGGGGUUACAUAAGUCCCUUGCCUACAGAGUUAUCAGAUUCUACUGAAAGUAUUUUAAAAGAUUUUAUAAUAAUACCACAUGAAGAAUCAAGCUCUAGAAGAACAGAAGAACAAAAAACAAAAAGACUUUCAGAACCACAUAGACCAGCACCACCAGUGCCAGCUCCAGGCAGAAUACCAUUACAAAAGAAUACAACAGAAACUAACAAAAUUUCGUGUAACGUUAAUGCGCAAGUUGAUAUUGCUAGUAAUAAUAAUUUGGAAAGUAAACAAAAAAGGGCAGAUCAAAGACAGAACGUUAUAUCAGAAUUAGUUAUCACAGAAAAGGAAUAUGUACGCGACUUAAAAUUAACAUAUGAGACAUUCAAUUUAGAAAAUCCAAGUCAACUAGAAUUUUUGGGAAUAAAUGUUACCACGCUAUUUGGAAACCUUUAUGAUGUUAUUCAAGUUGCAGAACAACUGUUAGAUACAAUACUAAAAGCAAUGAAGGGAUGUAAUGAAGAAUUACAAACUGUUGGACCUUGUUUUACACAAAUGGCAGAAAAAUUAAAAAUCGUGUAUGUAAAGUAUUGCGCAAAUCACGAGGCUGCGUUAAUAAUUACGUAUUUCGUUAUAUUUCAUCAGUAUGAAGAUAAUGAAGAAAUAAUGAAAGUAUUUAACAAAGGUGUUGAAAAAUUACGAUAUCAAGCAAACUGUUUCGACAUGAGUUCGAUCCUUAUAAAACCAGUACAAAGAAUAUUAAAAUAUCCUCUUAUUUUAUAUGAAUUAGUGAAGUGUACCGACGACAAUCACCCUGAUAAAUAUGAAGUAGAGGAAGCAUGGAACACCAUGACUGCUGUAGCCAGUCAUAUUAACGAGUACAAACGUCGAAAAGAUUUGGUGUCUAAGUAUUUGGACAAUGAAAGCACAUUAAUGAGGAAAAUGGCUAAACUUAGUAUGCAUUCCGUAGCAAAAAUGUCUACGAGAUUAAGUACGCGAUUAACCGCAAGUUUAGGACUAACAAAUGUUGCUGUUGAUCCAGAAUUUUUGGAACUGGAGAAACAAUUUAGAUCUGUUGAAAAAUGUAUUUUACAAUUAACGAAAGACGUUGAACAAUGUCUUCUAUAUUUAAGCGAGGAAGCUAACUCUGGAAAAGUACUAUCAGAUUUAUUGAUUCGGUAUUACCAAGAAACAUCAGACAUUGAAGUAGAGAAACUUAGAGACAUAAGAUCUACAAUUCAGUUACAAUUCAUAGAAGAAUUGAAAAUGUGUUUGAAAAGUAGAGUCAGUACACCGUUACAUGAUUUAACAAUGUUAUUAGAAGGACCUGCAGUGUUAAUAACAAAAAGACAUCACAAAUUACUUGAUUAUGAUGCUGCUAUUGCUAAAAGGGAAAAGUAUAAAGAAUCAAGAUUUGCACAAGAUGAAUUGACAACAACAAAAAGUAAUUAUGAAGCCUUAACAAAUCAACUGUUAGAAGAAUUGCCAAUUCUGAUUGAUGCAGCAACAAAAGUGUUAACUUCAACUCAACUCUCAUCUCAAGAUAUUUUGGAGUCAUUUCUGGUUAAUCAUAGUCUAUUAUGGAAUCAAAUAACACGUUUCGCAUUCGCUGGUACAAAUCCAAAGAUAGAAGAAGCAGAAUCCACGUGGCGGCCACAAAGUGAAAAAGAGAGAACGACAUUAAGAAAUAAAUAUUCCAGUGACAAAUUAUAUGUUGUUACAGAAAAUGUAGUAAGCACUACAUUUUUGGAUAUGGGUGCAGCACAUGGAACAUUAGUUGCAGUAAUUAAAAAACAAGAUCCUAUGGGUGAUACAUCCAGAUGGUUUGUAGAUAAUGGAGUUGCUCAAGGAUUUUUACCUUCUAAAAGUUUACAACUUCAACAAGUGCCACAAUUUGAUUUAUCUAAUAACGUCACUGCUACGCAUAAAUGUAAUAGUAAUACAUCUAUGCCUGAUCUAAUUUGCAUGGACUCUCCAGAAAAAGAAUGCAAACCCAUAUCCCAAGACCAUUUUCAAGAAUUACUGGAUCUUAAUAUUAAUGAAGAAGUAAAAAAAGAGACCCAUUAUUAUGGGAAUAUUCAACAAAUUCCAAGAGUUCAACAAUACCAAAAUUUAAGUUUUGAUUUUUACUAUGCAGUGUAUGAGUUUUCUGCAAAUAUACCUGGAACAUUGCCUGCUGUUAAAGGUCAAGCAUUAAGGCUUGUUAGACCUCAUGAUGAAAAGGGAAAUGAAGAAUGGUGGCUUAUGGAGGAUCGUUAUGGUAAUAAAGGUUACAUACCUCAAAACUAUUUAAGUAAACGACCUACAGGAAAACAGUAA